This is a messenger RNA of Triticum aestivum (bread wheat), 2814 nucleotides long. RefSeq lists its product as uncharacterized. The transcript has 9 exons. Bases 993 to 1820 code for a protein of 275 amino acids. The record is from RefSeq and is a predicted model, not a curated record. NCBI's taxonomy places the organism in Eukaryota, Viridiplantae, Streptophyta, Magnoliopsida, Poales, Poaceae.
UCCAGCUGCCGCCCCUCUCCUCCUAUUUCUCUUCUUCUCUCCCUCUAAUCUCUCUCUCUCUCUCACGUUUUCUUCAGGGACCCCGCACCAUCGCACCUCACCUUGGAGCUCGCCGCCUCGGGUCACCUCUCCGUCUUGAUCUGUCCUCCACUGCCGGAUCCGCCGCCUCAACCUCUCCGCCUCGAUCCGUCCGCCGCCGCCGGAUCCCGGAAGCAGCCGGAUCCGCCGCCGCCUGCCUCACCUGCGUUCGUCCGCAGCGUGGGCCACGCAGCUGCCUCGGCCCCCCUGCCUCGUCCAACCGCGCCAGGAGAGGAGUCCUCUGCCCCGCCACCGGAUCGACCCCGGAGCAGCCGGAUUCGACGUCUACUGCCUCACCUGCGUUCGUCUGCUGCGUGGGCGCAGCUGCUCGUGAACCGUCGUCCAUCUCUCUGCCCUGCUGUGUAGGUCACCUGCGUCGCUAGUGUCGCAGGUCUUCGGGCGGCAUUGAUGCUUCGAUUGGCAGCUGAUGUCUCACUUUCUGAUUCCUUAUUCGCUGUUAUCACCAGCUGGGUCUUUGCGUCUCUCUGCUCCCGAGUAUUGCAGCCCUUCUCUCAUUUAGCAGGUCAUGAUUUUGACUCCCCUCAACCAGCUGAUUUUCUGUGCGUGCGGACCGCGGGUUCAAUAUUAGAAAGUGCAGGGUCCUUUUUAUGAGAACAAAGCGUUUUUUCAAAGUGUGACUUAAACAGGGACUGCGGGUUGAUUUCAAAGAAACAGAGGGGCGUUUUCGCAAAAACACCGACGACGUACGGGCAGAAGCACUCCGUGCUUUAUUAGUAGGGAAAGAUACCUUACCUUUACUCAUAACCCUUUAUCCUUAUUCAUAGGCAAAUAGCGGCUUCUGGAAGGUCAAGUAUGACCAUGAGGCUGCCAAACACGCCAGAGCAGCAAAAAGAGCCGAAAGACGAACCGCUAAGACUGGAACUUCAAGAAAGAGGAAACCCAGCGCCUCAGAUAUGAUGAAACUGGAUGAUACUGAUGAUGAUGAAGAAUUGGAGGAUAUAGGCAACAGCCAAGCCAUUGAAGAAGAGGUAACUAUAAUCUCCUCCGACUCAGAGCCUUUGCCGAGGUUGAAAAUCCGAAGAGUAACCCGGAAAGUAAGAUUUUCACAUCCUUUAGCUUACCAAGAUCCUCAAUUUCGUUUGAAGCGACAGAUUUAUGAGAGCCGGAGGCAGACCCGGACCAGCAAAGACGCGGAACUCUCCUCCGGCUUACCUGAUGUGUCCAGGAAGCGCCAGGCUGAGGAUACUCCACCUUCCUCCGGUGAGUCUAUGCAGUCCAACAUGCCGGCCUUCAAAACUGCUCCCGGUGUGCAAGUAAAACCCAGCAAAAAGGCAAAAAAGAAUAAGCUGUCCCAAGAGCCGGUUGUGACUGAAUCGGAGCUGGGCACAGCUGCUCCUGACACCUCUGCUCACGAGCCGCCGCCUCAACCAUCUCAUGAAGUUCCUGUAUCUUCCUCUGACCCGUCUGCUGAGCAAACCCUCAACGAUUCUGAUAACCCGGAGGCUCCUAGCCCUACCAAGGUAGAUGAUCCGGAAGUUGAGAUUCUCAAGACUCAGUUUGUUGAGCCGGCACAGCCAACUGUACUUGCCAAGUGUUCUGCUAAAGAGGAAUUGUUAGAACGCCGAAAGGCCAAGCUGGACGUCACUGACUACACUCAUUUGAGUAUUGGAGAGAUCGUCUCCGGCUAUAUCAAUAAAGUACAUAGUAGCCGUGACCUGGAGAUUGACAUGGUGAAGCAGAUACAGCAAAAAUCUGAGGGAGUUACUACUUUCAUUCUUUAAGAAGACCAAUCAUAAACCCAACAGAUCAUGUUCUACACGUAAGUGCUUCCAACUUCCAAGUAUGAUGUUAUUGUUCAUCGUCAGCGGUGCCUUUGAUGCUUUUGUUUUUCUAUGUAGGGAUGAUGUGACUGAAGGGCAGUUCGCCCAAGUUCCAAUAUAUGAAUUGGAUGCCAUUGGGAAGCCAAAGGCUUGUGCAUCUUUGCAGGAGGAUUAUCAGCCCCCUGUGACAUUUGUGGUUGUCCAGAAAAGGCAUCACACAAGGCUCUUCUCUGAGGUGCAUGGAAAAGAGACUGAGAAAAGUGGAAACAUCGUUCCUGGAACCAUGGUUGACACCAACAUAUGCCAUCCCACUGAGCUUGAUUUCUACCUAUGUAGCCAUGCUGGGAUUCAGGGCCCAAGCAUACCAACUCAAUACCAUGUCCUCUUCAAUGAGAACCGUUUCACUUCUGAUGGGCUGCAAUAGCUCACCAACAACCUAUGCUACACGUAAGCUCGGCACAUCUCCCUCUUUCACUUUUUCCGAUUCAGGUUCAUCUAUCAUCUUGAUUCCUAUUUUGCUAGCUAGACUAACUCUGAUGUGGUAUUUUUCCUGUAAAUGCAAAUACGAAUGAUGCAUUCGCUCUGCCUCUAUUGUUCGUCCUGCCUACUACGCUCACCUGGCCAUGUUCCGCGCAUGGUAUUACGACAAGCCGUCGAAGGGCUUGGGCAGCACAUCGAUCAUCGGCAGUGGCACCCAGGAGUCAGCCGCCACCGGCGCAGGAGCUGCUGGUCCUCUUGUGACAUUCCAUCACCUCGGGAUAACGUCAAGGACGUGAUGUUCUAUUGCUGAAUCAGGCCGAUUGCUGCUUAACUAGGUGGUACGGUACAUUUUGCUGGGAACUUGUGAUGUUGGAUCAUGAAUGUACUUUGUUAUGGUGUUGGUAAACAUGGGAGAUGUGAUUCCAUCAUGGUUCUGCAUUUGGUAGGUUUUCUCUACAGAGCAAGAAGGGAACCA